UUCACUUCAACGUGACUUUACCGAAAGAGCUAAGAAUAGAAAUUAAUAUGCAAAUAAAAAACAAAUGUUAGGGUUCAAUUCACUGGGGGCCAGAAUACAUCAGCAAUACCCUGUGACAUGACAGUAAUCGUAAUGUGAUCAUUAUCGAAACCCCCGGUGACGAAUCGAGCGGCGCACGAGCGAAUCGCGUUCCGCGCGCCGCUCCCCGUCUCGCGCUCCGUAGCGCGGCCGUUGCCGUGGCGACGCGGAGCCGCGACCAAGCCGAGGUCACUGGGACUGCCUCUACUCCUCAUCAUCCUCUCCUCAUCCUCUCCCCCUCAUCAUCCGCUCCUUCCUCCUCCUCAUCUCCCCUCGACUCGUGUUCUCUCCUCUCUUCACUCUCCGUCUCGUCGCCACUCUCGCACCCUCUCCUUUUCUUUCGCCCUCAUCUCCCCCGCUCUUAUUCACCUCCCCCGCUCUUAUUCACCUCCUCUACGCUCAUCAUCCACUGCAUUCACUCUGUCCUCAUCGACAGCGGUCUCUGCUUUAUGCUCUCCCCGUCUCCCAUUUCGACUCCUAUCCUCUCUCGCAUAUUUCUCUCCUACCAUUUCCGCUGCUCUCUCCCCCGUCUGUUCCAUCUCACCUCCUUUUCUCCUCCUCAUCUUCGCCCCUCCCUGCCCUUCUCAGCCCUCUCUCCUCUCCUCGUCUCUCAGCAUCUCCCUCUUGCUUGCACUGGCCCUCACAAACACGCCACAUGAAGGAGGCCGUGGAUGGGUUCCUGGUCACCCCGACCUGGCCAUUGAUUCUCAGCAGAGGUCAGGCGGCCUCGCGGAAGGUCGCUGGGGGUCAACCUGCGCGUAGCAAUGUGACCCGGGAUGAAGCUGCCCGUGGGAGCGUCGUGACCAAGAGUCAGGGUGACUUGGGAGACGCGACCCGGGGCCGGAGCAACCUGAGCAAUUGGAUUCACGAUAAGACAUAUCUUGAGGCGACUCGGAAUCGCGGCGAGCUGAGAGAGGUUACCGAGGAUCAGAUAGCACGUGGAGAUGUGACCACGCACCAGAGUAGCCUUGGAGAUGUGCCCCGGGAUAGGAAAGCCCUAAAGGUGACCCACGGCCAGGUGACCACCGUGCAGCCUGACUUCAGGGACGUGACCCUGGGCCACGGUAAUGUGCGGGAGGUGACCGGGGAUCAGGCAGGCGGCGGGGAGGAGGCUCCACGGGGUCAGAAGGGGGGCCCCGAGGAGCUGGGUCGCCUGGCCGUGGUGUGCCUGAGCCAGGCGAGGCUGGGCAGCACGGGGGACCUCGCGCGUUGUCACUCGCUGCGAUUCCUGCACCUGGGCAACAACUGCAUCAGGAGGGUGGAGGCGCUGGGGUCGUGCCCCCGCCUCCUGGAGCUCGACCUCCACUCCAACCAGAUCAGCGCGCUGCCGUGGCCCGACUUUUGGCUCGGGCUGCCAGAGCUCCAUGUGCUGUACCUUCACGACAACCCACUGGGUACCGCAGCCAUACCUUCCCUGGCAGCCUGCCCGAGCCUCGUGGCUCUUACUCUGGCCGACACGCCACUGUCGCUGCGGCCAGGCUAUCGGCACCGCGCCGUCAAUUCGAUCGCCACGCUGCAGGCGCUGGACGGCGUGGUGGUGGCUGACGAGGAAAUUAUCGAGGGGCUGGCGGGUCGCGCGUCGACGAGCGAGCGAUUCCGAGCCCUGAGCCCAGCCAUGGUCGUGGGCAUACGCACCUGCCUUCCGAGACAGAUAUCGUACAUCGCAAAGAUGCAGCACUUCCAGAGGCUCCUGAAGGACAUCAACGCAGUGCUGGCACGUCACUCUGCUGUGCACAUCAUCCAACGUUGGCUUCGCGGGCACCUCGUCCGUGCCAGGCUCGGGAAGGCAGACAGGAGGCUACCAGCUAAGUGCGGCAGAACAUCUCGGCCAGAGCGGGAGGAGCGAGCAAUCCUGGCUGAGGGCCUAGCACGGGCCUGGGAUGGAGGACUUUCUGGCCAGAUGACAAGCAGGAGCCAGUGCAAAAUGAAGGAACAAGCAGAAGUCAAGCAUCUUACGAUAGAUUUGAAUCAACUGCACACAAGUACUGUCCAGGAUGCCUUGGAUCGUUUGAGCCCAACAAGUGCCUACCCACAGAGGUUCUACCCUUCCACUUGGAUUCAUUCCGCUCCUUUCAGGCACCAGCGUGGUCACAAUAGUGAAGUAAUGAGACGGAAGGAGACAAAGCCACUUGGACAACAAACAGUCUUGGAGACACGGGAUAAAGGUGAUGACUUGAACACGGACGUCAAUCUGGAAGACCAACAAGUCCAGUUCCGCAUGUCGGGCCUGUGUGCCAGGAUCCACCAGUCUGAUCCUCUACGGGAUUUGCUGCUUACCCGGCAUGAGCAGGCAUGUGAUGUCAGGAAAUCCGUGAGCCAGAUCCAUUCUCUCAUUCAGGAUGAGUCCAGGACAGAAUUUCUACACCGACCACGGCACCCCACGAUGAGUCUGGACGAACGCCUGCACCGUCGCUCCAUGGGGUCCCACGUGCUGGCGCCGUUUGAGACCCUCGAACGGGCUCAACGAGAGCGGGAGAGGGUGGGGCACCUUACCGCCAAGGCUGAGACCGUGAACAGGGCACACUCGGCCAAACGAGUGAUGCAGGCGCGCAUGCGGGGCUUUCUGGAGGAGAAACGUGAGGUCGCGGUGCGCCUGAGGGAGGCAGAUUGCGCUCGCAUGACGGACGACCUGCAGCGACAGAAGAGGCAGGCGCCCCUUGACGGAGACAAUGCGCGUGAACGGAGACUGGACCACGACCGUCGUUCGCGCCAAGCGGAGCUUGAUCUGGCACGGGCAUUUGGGUCCCAGCAAGCGGCCGUGGGUAAGGCGUUGUGGAGGCACGACUGGCAGAUGCGCCGGCAGGAGGAGCGCAGCGCACGCGCGGAAGUGGCUGGGGAUCAGCGGGAGCACAGUCUGCAACAGCGCGAGAUCGUGCGCACGUUCCUGCAGCGCAGACAAGAGAAGUUUCAAGAGCAGGCCGCGACCGAACGGACACAGCUGGACGUCCGCCUCUCUCGGGACGCGGUAGAGAAAACACGGGAGGCAAACCGUCGUGUCGACCGUCUUAAGGCACACAGGCUCGCGCCAAGAACCACGCAGAUUCACCAGGUUCACGUGCCAAAGGAGUCCAUCACGUUGAGUCUUGAGGGAUUGUUCUGAGAAUGAAGGUGUCUGUAUGGCUGAGUGGCUCCAGAGGUCAGAGCAAUACGCUUGCACUGUUGAGAUCCUGGGAGCUGCUUGUGAUUAAACAGUUAUCUUGUGUAGUGAGUUGAUGGUCUCAGCCUGUUACCAAUAACUGUAUAUAAAAGCCAUUACAUGCAAUGUUGUUUCUUACAUGGCUACCAUUCCAGCACUGAGAAUUAAAUAUUGCUUUGACUGUAAUGAACAUUACUCUUAUAUGCAUAGCAAGUGGGACAAUGCUUCCUUCAACUGUGUGGACCAGAAGUCACUUCAUCGAAUAUCAAAGGUAGCUCUAUCUGCUUGCAUGGGCCAUUCUCUUACUUGAAGGGAAACACUGCUGUGACACAUUUAAAUGGAUACUUCGUUUUAUGACACAAUUUGGGUAAAACCUGGGUAAACUAAAAAAUAUAUAAAAAAUACAAGCCUAAUACCUAUGAUUGAUUCAAAAGCAUAUCACUUUGUGAAAACAAUUUAAAUACAGUAUCAUAGCACUUUAAAUUUGCACAAGAAUUGUAAGACAUUGGUUCGACAAGUCAACUUGCAUUUUUAUUAGAAAUAAACUUGAUAAUGGCAUGAAUGUAACAAAAGCCAUUCCUAUUAUGGAGAUACAAUGUUAAUGAGUGUCAAAGAAUCAAGAUUGUAUUACAGAUUCCCCAUGUAAAUAAUACAUUUAAUUAAAACUGACUGAUGUACAACGAUGUCUUGCGGAACAUCCCAAUUAUGGAAUUGUUGACGCCAUCCCUGCAUGUGCUUCAUUGGUAGUACAGCUCCAGAUUUUGUCCGUCGUGGAUCUCAUCUGUGUUUAAACAUCAAGGAUAAUCGCAAUGGAAUGUUUACUUUAAAACAUGAGGUGAACAGGUAAUGUGCUUCAUGCAUUAAAAAUUAAAACACUUUAA
This is a messenger RNA of Petromyzon marinus (sea lamprey), 4095 nucleotides long. It is a transcript of the gene LRRIQ3, whose product is annotated as leucine rich repeats and IQ motif containing 3. Lineage: Eukaryota; Metazoa; Chordata; Hyperoartia; Petromyzontiformes; Petromyzontidae. The record is from RefSeq and is a predicted model, not a curated record. Gene Ontology annotation, molecular function: protein binding.